AUGACGGUGCCGCAGCGCCUCAAGGGGGGCUCGGCGCUGUGCAUCGACACCGACCUGAGCGACGAGAAGGCGGGUCUGUGGAAGGUGGGCGCGAAGGUGCUGUGCUCGGCCUCUUUCGACAACCGGGACCGCCUCGCGGAGGUCGUCGAGCGCAAGGUUGGGGACGACGGGGGGAUGAAUUACUACGUGCACUACGUGGACUGCGACAAGCGGCUGGAUGAGUGGGUUUCGGAGGACCGAGUGCGCGCCUACGACCCUAAAGGCGUCGCGACGGAGCUGGUGUCGCCCAUCGCGUCUGAUCUCAUGUCGCCCACCGGAGAGACGCAACAGAAGCUCACUCGGCGGCUCAAGCGGCGCAUUGAGGAGGUGCACCACGUACAGAAGGGCAUCGACGAGCUGCCUCCGCUUGACCGCCACCUCGAGAAGGAGCACCACGAGAAAACCAAGGUCAAGAACAUCCACAAGGUCGAGCUGGGCCGGCACGAGCUCGACACGUGGUACUUCUCGCCGUACCCGGCUCCUUACAGCGAUUGCCACAAGCUGUACGUGUGCGAGUUCUGCCUCAAGUACUUCCGGAAGUGCAGGACGUACUCCCAGCACUGCAGCAAGUGCGCCCACCGCGCGCCGCCGGGCAAGCAGGUCUACCUGGGCUCCAAGUCGGAGAACUCGAACGGCGAGCAGAUCGCGUUCUACGAGGUCGACGGCGCCGACGCCAAGGUCUACUGCCAGAACCUGUGCCUCCUCUCGAAGCUGUUCCUGGACCACAAGACGCUGUACUUCGACGUGGAGCACUUUCUGUUCUACGUCAUGUGCGAGGUGGACGCGAAGGGCGCGCACAUCGUGGGCUACUUCAGCAAGGAGAAGCACAGCCUGGAGGACUUCAACCUGGCGUGCAUCCUCACGCUGCCCUCGCACCAGCGCAAGGGCUACGGCCGCGGGCUGAUCUCGUUCUCGUACGAGCUCAGCAAGGCCGAGGGCAAGCCCGGCACCCCCGAGCGCCCGCUCUCGGACCUGGGCCUGGUGUCGUACCGGUCGUACUGGCUGCGCGCGCUGCUCGAGACGCUCAAGGAGCACCGCGGACACAUGACGGUGCGCGACCUCAGCCGCGCGACGUGCAUCAAGCCGGACGACGUGGUGACGACGCUGCAGAGCGUCAACCUGUGCAAGUACUGGAAGGGGCAGCACAUCAUCAGCGCGACGCCGCGGAUCAUCGACGAGCACCUCCGGACCUUCGAGCACCAGAAGGGCGUCCAGAUCGUCCGCUCGAAGCUGCACUGGCGGCCCCGGCAGUGGCCGCACCCCGACCACCUGGCCAAGAAGGCGCGCACGAAGCCGUCCAAGUGA
This is a messenger RNA of Pedinophyceae sp. YPF-701, 1344 nucleotides long. The record is from the annotation of a GenBank genome assembly. NCBI's taxonomy places the organism in Eukaryota, Viridiplantae, Chlorophyta, Pedinophyceae.